Gastrolobium bilobum is the source of this 2055-nucleotide messenger RNA. RefSeq lists its product as uncharacterized. The record is from RefSeq and is a predicted model, not a curated record. Lineage: Eukaryota; Viridiplantae; Streptophyta; Magnoliopsida; Fabales; Fabaceae. Bases 1 to 2055 code for a protein of 684 amino acids. The transcript is spliced from 2 exons.
AUGGACGGCACGACAGCGGCGUGGUUCCAGUGGAUGUUCAAUGGGGGGACGAUCAAUACAUGGACAGCUUUCACUUUGGCCUUACGUCAAAGAUUUGGUACGUCUGCCUUUGUGAAUCUGAAAGGGGCAUUAUCCAAGUUAACUCAGGUUUCGUCUUUACGGGAUUACAUACAACGUUUUGAAUCGUUGGUGAAUCAAGUGCCUGAAUUGGAUGAUGAUUUACUAAUGAAUUUUUUUGUCUCGGGAUUACAACCGGAGUUACGAAGUGCAGUACAAUUGAGGGGACCCAUCACCCUUCAUCAAGCUGUUCAACUGGCAAUGGCUUACGAUGACCAUCAUGGAGAACUCAGAGCUUCUUUUUCUGGUGGUUCGAAAAGGUUUUUUCCUAAACCUGUUACCUCUGUUGAGCAGACUGCUCCCCCAACUUUGGGCUCGACUCACAACCAACCAUUGGCUUUGCCUCCUCCUUCCAAUUUAAAACGCUUGUCUAAUGAGGACUUGCAUAAGAAACGGGAGUUGGGCUUAUGCUAUACUUGCGAUGAGAAGUGGACCAAACAGCACAGAUGCAAGUCCAAACUCAUGAUUCUAAUAGGUGAAGACAGUUCUCUGGAACCUGAUCCAGAUGAAGAACAUAUUGUGUGGCAUACUGAGCAAGGAUUGGGUGAACACAUGGAUGCUUCUUUGCAUGCGUUAUGUGUGAAUCAACACCAGCAUGCUUUGAAGUUUAUUACCUCUUUGCAAGGUAAACUCAUUUCGAUUUUGGUUGACUCAAGGAGCACUCACAAUUUCAUACAGAGCCAGUUAGUUACACAGCUUAAUCUGCCAAUGGUACGCUCACAAAAAUUAAGGGUAUUCCUUGGUAAUGGGGAAUUUUUACUCUCAGAUUAUAAAUGCCUGCAAGUACCUAUCAGAUUGCAAAAUAUCUUGUUUCAUGUUGAUUUCAGGGUAAUUGAUUUAGCUAACCUUCAUGUUAUUUUGGGAAUGCCUUGGCUACAAUUGCUUGGGAGGGUGACUCGUGAUUACAGGAAGUUCACCAUGGAAUUUUCAUGGAAAGGAGGUGCUGUGGUCCUUCAAGGCACGCAACCAUCACAGGAGCGACAUUCUCCUAACCUCCAAACAAGUAAAGAAUGUGCUACGUGUUGUUCCAUGCACUUGUUAUCUGGACAGGCAACUACAGUUGAGGUCCAUUCUGAAAUUGCAACACUAGAGGAUAAGCUGGAACCGAGUUUGUGGGAAGUAAUUUUUGCUCACCAGGAGAUUUUUGUUGUUCCUUCUGAACUUCCUCCAUUUCGUGGCAUGGAUCAUUCUAUACAUUUGUUGGAAGGUUUUAAACCAAUAAAUGUUAAGCCUUAUAGGUAUGCACACUCUCAGAAAACAGAGAUUGAGAAGCAAGUAGCCAGAUUGCUUACAUCUGGGUUCAUUCAGUAUUCACAUAGCCCUUAUUCUUCUCCGGUGCUUUUGGUUAAGAAACAAGACAACACAUGGCGUAUGUGUAUUGAUUACAGGGCCCUAAAUGCUGCCACCAUUAAGGAUCGUUUCCCAAUUCCCACCAUUGAUGAAUUGUUAGAUGAAUUGGGAGGUUCUUCUAUAUACUCCAAGUUGGAUUUGAGAGCGGGAUAUCACCAAAUUAGGAUGCGACCUGCUGACAUUCCGAAGACGGCAUUUCGAACUCAUGAGGGCCACUACGAGUUCUUAGUCAUGCCUUUUGGUUUGACUAAUGCCCCAGCUACUUUUCAAACCAUGAUGAAUCAUAUUUUCAAACCUUAUCUUCGCAAAUUUAUCAUUGCCAGCAAGUGUGCUUUUGGUGUUGACACUAUUGAUUAUUUGGGUCAUGUUGUCUCCAAACAAGGUGUCUUUGCGGAUCCCAAGAAAAUUGAAGCAAUGUUGCAGUGGCCAGAGCCUAAGUCUCUUAAACAACUCCGUGGGUUUUUAGGCUUGACGGGUUACUAUAGGAGAUUUGUUAAAGGCUAUGCUUCCUUAGCUUUACCCUUAACGGAUCUUUUGAAGGGUGCUGACAAAUUUACCUGGACUUCUGAGGCAGCUGUAGCUUUUUGA